Molecule: messenger RNA, 1511 nt
Organism: Prorocentrum cordatum
Lineage: Eukaryota; Dinophyceae; Prorocentrales; Prorocentraceae
Source: the annotation of a GenBank genome assembly
CGGGCGAGACUCUAGCCAUGGCGCCUCGCGUGGUACGCACAGGGGCGGUGGCGCUCGGUUUGCUGCGUGUGGCGGCAACCGAAGAGCUUCCUCCUGUCGUGAAGGUCGGCGGGGUCUACAACGUGGGAGUAGGGCUUAGGCUUAAUGGAAAGACCCCGUUCGAUUUGUGGGCUGAGUAGGCAAACAGAGACAGCAACCCCAACUUCACUGUAAGACCGGCGACGCAAUGGUAACGUCAGUCGAGGGAUUAUUGUCCGAUGAAGUGCAUGCCAUUAUCCCGCCGUGCAUAACGGCCCUGUUCAAGGCCAGGAUCGAGGCUGUGUCGGCGUGCAGCACUAUCCCGAUCUUGGUGCGGGGCGGGACCAUUGACUCGAUCUUCACCGAAAGCUGCGUCAACUGGAAGUGCUUCGGUAGCCUCAGUGUUGCGUUUGACCAAGAUUCUGACGGCGGCUGGAGCGAACAUUGGGGCUGGGAUAGUCACGAACAGCAGCGGUUUCAGGGCAAGGGUGACAGCAUUCAUCGAGGCGACGGGCGGUGUCUCCUUGACGGGCAGCACCACCCUCGAGGCCUACCAAACCAGAGCUGUGCUCAAGCCACGCCGACAAGAUCAGCGCCUCCAUCGCCGACCUUCCCGAAGUGGUCCUCGUCGCUGGCCACCCUGGCGAUGUUGAGGCUGUUGGCGGGGGCGUGCAGACAUUGGAGUACAUGCCCUAUGCGAUCAUCGCCCAGCAAAUACGAAGAUGCGUCGAAGAUGAACUUUGUGAUCGUGCCCGAGCAGUGGGAUGAGAGGGGAAUGCGGCGGAUUCGAUCGUUGGCUGGACCCUGGCGGCUUGUCGCGAGGCCCUCGGCGAGAAAGCAGCUUACCACUCAGCCUCCAUUGGCAGUUUGUCGGUCGCCAUGACAAACGCGGUCGUCAGUAUCCUCGCAGCGGAGGGUCCAGAUCUCUCCACCCUUGCGGCCAAGACGCACGCGCAAAUCGCAGUGCAGACCUGCUUCGGUUGCUUCGGGAGACUUUCUUGGGAGUCGAACGGCAUUGUCAAGAAGCCUAUGUAUGGCAAGCAUAAAUAGGGUGGCGAUUACGCGAGUCGCUCCAGAGGGCGCCAGCACUGCCUUCUCCGCCCGUCAGGUCGCCCAGCUACUGGCGCUCCGACAGCUCUCCUCCGCGUUGUUUUUUUUCGUUUGCGCUGCAUCGCUGUGCAGCUUGAAGUCGCGAGUUUACGAUUCAUGCGCCCCACCGUUUGAGCGCUUCCGAACUGCAGCCGCGGAGCUUAUAUUUCCAAGCGCAGCUUUGGCGUAACGCUCAUUUGGCAUGGCUAGCCGGUAUGUUUACUAUAAUAUGGCGUUGCUCUCUGGCCUGCCACCCCACAGUCUCGCAGCGUGCUUCCUGGUGGUGUGUUUGUUUGCUGUUGAGUCCUCAGGAUGCCUAACCGAUGUUAUGCUAGUACCUUCUUGCCCUUUAAGCUUAGACAUCCGUCGCGUGAGACUGCCACACCUUGGCGAACAGAGGAAAC